This is a messenger RNA of Manis javanica (Malayan pangolin), 1461 nucleotides long. RefSeq names its product glucosamine-6-phosphate deaminase 1 (gene GNPDA1). Gene Ontology annotation, molecular function: identical protein binding; glucosamine-6-phosphate deaminase activity. Lineage: Eukaryota; Metazoa; Chordata; Mammalia; Pholidota; Manidae. Gene Ontology annotation, cellular component: cytoplasm. Gene Ontology annotation, biological process: N-acetylglucosamine catabolic process; N-acetylneuraminate catabolic process; D-glucosamine catabolic process. The record is from RefSeq and is a predicted model, not a curated record.
AGCGACGACCCCGCGGCGUCAGCCCGGCCGGGGAGCGGCGCCGCGUGACCCGAGGCCACGUGAUGCCGAGUGGGGCGGGGCCGCCGGCGCCGGGUCUGCAGCCGCCGCGGGAGGUGGACGCGACAAGAUGAAGCUCAUCAUUCUGGACCAUUAUUCUCAGGCCAAUGAAUGGGCAGCCAAAUAUAUCAGGAACCGCAUCAUCCAGUUUAACCCAGGGCCCGACAAGUACUUCACCCUGGGGCUCCCCACUGGGGGCACCCCGAUUGGCUGCUACCAGAAGCUGAUUGAGUACUGUAAGAACGGAGACCUGUCCUUCAAAUAUGUGAAGACCUUCAACAUGGAUGAGUAUGUGGGCCUUCCUCGAGAAAACCCGGAGAGUUACCACUCCUUCAUGUGGAACAACUUCUUCAAGCAUAUUGACAUCCACCCAGAAAACACUCACAUUCUGGAUGGGAACGCAGCUGACCUGCAGGCCGAGUGUGACGCCUUUGAAGAGAAGAUCAAGGCUGCGGGUGGGAUUGAGCUGUUUGUCGGAGGCAUCGGCCCUGACGGACACAUUGCCUUCAACGAGCCGGGCUCCAGUCUGGUGUCCAGAACCCGUGUGAAGACCCUGGCCAUGGACACCAUCCUGGCCAAUGCCAGGUUCUUUGAUGGCGAUCUCACCAGGGUGCCCACCAUGGCCCUGACGGUGGGCGUGGGCACUCUCAUGGAAGCCAGGGAGGUGAUGAUCCUCAUCACAGGCGCUCACAAGGCGUUCGCUCUGUACAAGGCCAUCGAGGAGGGAGUGAGCCACAUGUGGACCGUGUCCGCCUUCCAGCAGCACCCCUGCACGGUGUUUGUGUGCGACGAGGACGCCACCCUGGAGCUCAAAGUGAAGACUGUCAACUAUUUCAAAGGUUUAAUGCUUGUUCAUAACAAGUUGGUGGACCCGUUGUACAGCAUCAAAGAGAAAGAAACGGAAAAGAGAGAGUCUUCUGAGAAACCGUACGGUGAUUAGCCUGCUGAUCCUACAUCAGGAAUCCGGCGCCAAGACGGCACAUCGGACGCCUCUCCAGUUGCCUGCCCUCCUUUCCCCGCUUACCUGCCCAGCCUUCUGAGUCUUUCAGGCUCAUGUGGCAUGUCUGACAUCCCCAGAUCAGAAAUACAGCCGUUGUCCCCCUUUAUCCUUCACCCUGCUCAUGAGAUGAGUCUGUUGCUCUUCCUUUUAUUCUUAAGCCUUAUUGGAGUGGACGCUGCCGCCGGCUCCCUCUGUUGUGCCUGUUGAAGCUGCUGCCGCCUCUAUUCUCUGGGGAAGACCUAUCAGAGCCUGGCUCAGGCCACUCUCAAAGUGCUGUUUGGUACCAGUGUUUUACCUUUGGCCUUUACAUGUGAUUGUGCUGUCAUUCUGUUUUAGGCUAAUGAAUCAGUGGAACUGUUUACAACGUGAUUAUUUUCUAUUAAAUCUAGUAUUUUCAAAUAAAA